Lichtheimia ornata is the source of this 1071-nucleotide messenger RNA. Its product is annotated as allantoicase. The record is from RefSeq and is a predicted model, not a curated record. Bases 1 to 1071 code for a protein of 356 amino acids. Gene Ontology annotation, molecular function: allantoicase activity. Gene Ontology annotation, biological process: allantoin catabolic process. The transcript is spliced from 4 exons. NCBI's taxonomy places the organism in Eukaryota, Fungi, Mucoromycota, Mucoromycetes, Mucorales, Lichtheimiaceae.
AUGUCCUACCAACGCAUCAACUUCGAAGACUUCAACGCCUCUCCUCUUUCCAAGUACACCGAUCUUGCCAGCUCUGCUCUUGGUACCACCAUCGUUGAGGUCACCAAUGAGUUCUUUGCUCCCGCUACCAACAUGAUCAACCCCAAGCCCCCUGUUCAUGCUCCCGGCAAGUUUGUUGCCACCGGUGCCUGGAUGGAUGGCUGGGAAACCAAGCGCCACAACCCCACCUACGACUGGGCUGUCCUUAAGCUUGGCUUCUCUGGUUCUUUCCGUGGUUUCGAUAUCGAUACCCACUACUUCACUGGUAACCAAGCUCCUGCUGCCUCUGUUGAAGCUUGCUUCUGCCCCUGCGGUAACCUUGAGAAGGCUGAAUGGAAGGAAAUCCUCCCCAAGGUUGAGCUUCCUCCCUCUUGCCACAACGUCUUCGUCCUUGAAAAGGAUACCGAAGUUUUCACUCACUUGCGUUUGAACAACAUCCCUGAUGGUGGUAUCGCUCGUUUCCGUGCCUACGGUCAAGUUAACCCCAUCUGGUCCGACAACAAGGAUGAGGUCAUUGAUCUUGCCUUCGUUGGUAACGGUGGUCGUCGUGUCUUCUGCUCCAACGAACAUUACACUCCCUCCAGCAACCUCUUGCUUCCUGGUCGUGGUGGUAACAUGGGUGAUGGUUGGGAAACCAAGCGUUCCCGCACUCCUGGUCACACCGAUUACGCUAUCAUCAAGCUCGGUGAUAAGGGUCACAUUUUCAAGGCUGAGAUUGAUACCUCCCACUACUGUGGUAACUACCCCGCUCAAAUCAAGCUUGAAGCUACCAACGUUGCCGAUGAGGUCCCUGCUGACAACGCUGAGUGGACUACUAUUGUUGAGCCUUCCACUGUUGGUGCUCACAGCCUCUUCUACUUCGACACUGCUCAACCCGAGAAGGUCUGGUCCCACGUCAAGUUCUCUCUCAUCCCCGAUGGUGGUGCUAAGCGUGUUCGUCUCUAUGGUGUCCGUGAAGGUGGCAAGAUUCCUCAACUUCCUAUCCCCAACCCCGAAGCCCAAGUCCUCAUUGACAACCUCGCUGAAGACUAA